AUGGUAGGUGAACAAAUGAAGAUCGAUAAAAAAGAAUUUGAAGAAUAUUUAGGAAAACGUUUAUGUGAUAAACAAUUUUCAUUUGUUGGUCAAGGAGCAUAUGGAAAAGUUAUACGAUAUAAAUAUGGUCCAUUAUCAUUAGCCAUGAAAUUCAUUAUGAAUAAUAGAGUAUUUACUUGUGUCGAUGAUUAUUUAUGGAAAAUAAAUUCAACAAUGACAGAUAAUCAAGUCGAACAUGUUCAUUAUCGUUCUGGUUGUUCAGCUUAUGGUCAAGGUUAUUAUAAUGGUGAAGCGUAUGCCUAUUAUAAAGCCAAUAUAUUUAUAAAUACAAAUUUUAUUCCAACAUUCUACGAUUAUUUUAAUAUGCCAAAAUCAAAAAUGGAUGUGAUUAUUAUGGAUUUAGUUGAACAUUCUCUAACAUUAAGAUCGAUGAUUGAAACAAAUUAUAUUGAAAAAGUUAUUAUUGAUCCAGGAAAUAUUUUGUAUAAAAUUCAAUUUAUUCUUAAAAUGUUAUUGGAUUUAUGUAAAAAAUUGAAAAUAUUAUUGAUAAAUUUAAAUGUUGUUCAUCUCGAUUUACAUUCUAAAAAUAUUUUAUUUAAUAAGAUCACAAAGGAUAUACAUAUUAUCGAUUUUGGUUAUAUCGAUGUGACAACAAAUAUUGAACGAAAACGAUCACCAAUUCAAUUUACUUUUGCUAAUGAUACCACUUUUAUUUCUAGUGUAAAAAACAGAACUCAACAAUCAUCAAUUAAAAUUGCUAUACUCUAUCCUCCCGAACUAUUACAUGCUUAUGCUAAAGAUCUUAGUUACAAUGCUGCAAAAACUCAAAUAUAUUUUAUGGGAGCAUUAUUUUAUGAACUAUUAACAAAAAAACGUUUCUAUUUAAAUUACAUAGAACAAUUACGACAUGAAUUUCUGGAGGGUAUGUCUAUAGGAUAGUUACAACAUCUUUAAGGGCUCCUCGCGCUUUUCUGUUAUCCCUGCAACAUUCUAUUAUUGUUUUUUUUUAG
Didymodactylos carnosus is the source of this 1010-nucleotide messenger RNA. The record is from the annotation of a GenBank genome assembly. Lineage: Eukaryota; Metazoa; Rotifera; Eurotatoria; Philodinida; Philodinidae.